AUGACUAAGGGAACAAGAACAAGAAGAGCUCCUAGAUGGCUAACUGAUUAUGUGGCUGGAGAAGAACUAACAGAUGAAGAAAAUGGCACAGAUGAAGAAAAUGGCGCUCACUUUGCUUUGUUCAUUAAUAGUGAUCCAAUCACCUUUGAUGAAGCUGUUAAAAGCUCAAAAUGGAGGAAAGCCAUGGGUGUUGAGAUUGACGCCAUCCAAAGAAACAAUACAUGGGAGCUUACUGAUCUACAUGUGGGAGGAAAAACUAUCGGAGUCAAGUGGAUUUUCAAAACAAAGAUCAAAGAAAAUGCUCGACAUGAUACCAUUCGAUUAGUAAUUGCUUUAGCUGCCAAAAAUGUCUGGGAUAUCCACCAACUUGAUGUAAAAUCAGCAUUCUUGCAUGGAGAAUUAAAUGAGCUAGUCUAUAUGGAUCAACCUAUUGGCUAUGAACAGAAGGGGCAAGAGCAAAAGGUUUAUCGUUUGAAGAAAGCUCUAUAUGGACUGAAACAUGCUCCUAGAGCUUGGUACAACCAUAUUGAAAGCUAUUUUCUGAAAACAGGAAAUGAUACAACCAUGAUCACUGAGUUCAAGACCUCCAUGAUGAAUGAGUUCGAGAUAACAGAUCUAGGAAAGAUGCAAUACUUCUUGGGUAUUGAAGUGAAGCAAUCUACAGAUGGAAUCCUUGUUGGGCAGAAAAAAUAUGCAAAAGAAGUGCUCAAAAGGUUUUGUAUGGAUGAUUGCAAUGUUGUACAAACCCAAUUGUUCCAGGAACCAAGCUCAUUAAAGACACUGAAUGACAAAAAGUUGAUAGCACUCAUUUCAAGCAGAUUGUGGGGAGCCUAA
This is a messenger RNA of Prunus armeniaca (apricot), 834 nucleotides long. The record is from the annotation of a GenBank genome assembly. NCBI's taxonomy places the organism in Eukaryota, Viridiplantae, Streptophyta, Magnoliopsida, Rosales, Rosaceae.